ACUUAAGCUUUCUUUGACAGCCCAUUUGCAGACGGACGUGCAAACGGUACGCGGGAAUCAAAACAUGGAAGCUCAUCGCAAAAACUGUUUCGAGCAGUUGCGGCACAAAAAUGCCUGCUCGAUCGACGAGCUCAAGUCUAGACUUCGAAAGCUUUAUGUACAGGAUCUGAAGGUCAAGCGUGAAAAGAUUUUGAAAGACAAGCGAGAUAUCGUUAUAUCGGAAGAGGAUGAUCUCGAUUUCUUUGCAAAAUACUGUCGUAAUUUCUUUGGCAGAAGUGAGGAGCCACUUGAUGUUGACGAAGACCUUUUGUACCAAAUCUGGGAGGAAAUCAGGCUUGAAGAGAUAGAAAAUGCAGAGGCAAACCUUGUCGAAAGCUUGGUGAGCCAAUGCGGCAGCCACGAGAUUGUUUGUCCUCUUUGUCUCAAGCUGCCUGCUCAACUUGAUGAAAGCCACUACUUGACUUGCACCUGUGGUCUCAAAUUCUUGCUACCCAGUCAUAUCGACUUGAAAGACUUUGAGGCCACACUAUUAACUAGCAACGAUAUUCACAGUGAGACUUGUGAUGCCACACCAGUUUACGAUGUGUGUCCAACUGAAGAAAACACACUCCAAUUCAUUUCCAGCUGCGAAUCAUGUUUAUAUUUCAACACAAUUUUAGAAAGCCCCAUUUAGAGGAUUCUCAUUCAUUUUCUUUCAUUGUAUCGUGUUGUGAAACGCUCACCUCUGCUCAUUCUUUCCAUCUUUUUUUUUUCUCUUCUUGCUCAACAUGAUCUAAUAGGCCAAGAGAUAUUUAUACACCCCGUUUCUUUCCCGUGACUCUGCCUCCCCAAUAAAUUUCGUUGCCUGUG
Daphnia carinata is the source of this 849-nucleotide messenger RNA. RefSeq lists its product as uncharacterized. Gene Ontology annotation, biological process: protein import into nucleus. The transcript has 3 exons. The record is from RefSeq and is a predicted model, not a curated record. Lineage: Eukaryota; Metazoa; Arthropoda; Branchiopoda; Diplostraca; Daphniidae. Gene Ontology annotation, cellular component: nucleus. Bases 65 to 673 code for a protein of 202 amino acids.